Oncorhynchus keta (chum salmon) is the source of this 2940-nucleotide messenger RNA. RefSeq names its product cereblon (gene crbn). The transcript has 11 exons. Lineage: Eukaryota; Metazoa; Chordata; Actinopteri; Salmoniformes; Salmonidae. The coding region runs from base 86 to 1426 and encodes 446 amino acids. Gene Ontology annotation, biological process: protein ubiquitination. Gene Ontology annotation, cellular component: Cul4A-RING E3 ubiquitin ligase complex. The record is from RefSeq and is a predicted model, not a curated record.
GACGCAUAUCCUGCGAUAAGUCACCACUGAGAAAGAAGAGUCAAAACCAUUUUUUUUUUACAGUCUAUGGUGUAAACAGAAGGAUAUGGCCGACGAGAGGGGUGCAGGCGACAACAAUAUCAACGACAACAUGGGCAACCAACUACAGCUCUUACCCGAAAAUGAAGAGGAAGAGGAGAAUGAGAUGGAGACUGAGGACCGUGACAGUGAGGACGCAGAAAAACCAAACAUAAACUUUGACCCCAGUCUUCCAACUUCACAUGCUUACCUGGGCUCAGACAUGGAGGAGUUUCAUGGGCGCACAGUGCACGAUGACGACAGCUGCCAGACCAUCCCAGUGCUGCCGUUCACAGCUGUCAUGCUGAUCCCAGGACAGACCCUGCCGCUGCAGCUCUUCAGACCGCAGGAGGUCAGCAUGAUGCGAAGCAUUAUCCAGAGAGACCGCACCUUUGCUGUUCUUGCACACAGUGAAACAGGCGAGGUGCAGGCAGAGUUUGGGACGACGGCUGAGAUCUAUGCUUACCGCGAGGAGCAGGAGUAUGGCAUUGAGACAGUCAAAGUGAAGGCAGUCGGGCGGCAGCGGUUCAAGGUCCAUGAAAUCAGAACGCAAGCAGAUGGAAUCAGACAGGCCAAGGUGCAGAUCCUCCCUGAGCGGAUCCUUCCAGACCCCCUGACUGCAGUGCAGCUCACGCCUCUGUCCCGCCUCCACAUGCACCCCUCCUCCAGACCCCCUACCCAGAGCUGCAAACAGGCCCAGUGCUGGUGGGCCACCUACCGCCAGAGGAAGUUCCACUGUGCCAACAUGACCUCGUGGCCUCCCUGGGUCUACGCCCUCUAUGACUCUGAGACUCUGAUGAAGAGAGUGAAGAGACAGCUCCAUGAGUGGGACGAGAACCUCAAGGAUGAUUCCCUCCCCACAAACGCUAUAGAUUUCUCCUAUAGAGUGGCUGCCUGUCUGCCCAUAGAUGAUGCCCUUCGGCUCCAGCUGCUGAAGAUUGGCAGUGCCAUCCAGAGGCUGCGCUGUGAGCUGGACAUCAUGGCCCGGUGCACCUCGCUGUGUUGCAAGCAGUGCCAAGAUACAGAGAUCACCACCAAGAACGAGAUCUUCAGCCUGUCUCUGUACGGCCCCAUGGCAGCCUACGUCAACCCCCACGGCUACGUCCAUGAGACCCUGACCGUCUACAAAGCCAGCAACCUCAACCUGGUCGGUAGGCCGUCCACGCUCCACAGCUGGUUUCCAGGGUAUGCCUGGACGAUUGCUCAGUGUCGUACCUGUGCUUCACACAUGGGAUGGAAGUUCACAGCCACCAAGAAAGACUUGUCCCCUCCUCGUUUCUGGGGCUUGACCCGCUCGGCCAUGCUGCCCCGCAUCCCCCAGACUGAGGGUGAGGAGGGGGAUGAGGGCUCCCGCCUGCUCUGCCUGUGACAACAUGGGGAACUCCCCUCCCCACCCCCCAUGUCCCCAAUGGAUCUUCGAUCGCCCCACCCUGUCCACUGGGCAAGGGUCUCUAUUUUAGUAAUCGAGGCGUCCCGCCCAACCCCCUGACAGCCAUUGCAGCACAUUCAUCAUAUUAGUGUAAAGGUCAUCCUGCUUUAAAAUGGCAUUUUCUAACAUAGAGGGGGGCAAGGAGGAGGUGGGAGGGGUGUUUUGUUCCUGACUGCAGGGACACUGCUGAUGGAAUGCGUUGCACAUCGACAGAUAGAUGUGGGGAAUGGAGCAAGAGAUUAGUUCUGCAACACAGCAUAUCUUCCCCAUAGCAUGUUACUCUUGACCUGUCUGUAUGGCUGUCUACUGUGGUCUGUCUAUCCAGCUUCUAUGCUAUUUGCCACAGACACGGCACGCACCAGUGCAUUGCCACUUGCUCUUAAACAUAGUGGGUGUGACUUUGCAUGCGGUAUCCAGCUAGGUGUAUAUAGGCUUAUAGACAGCCAUCAAGAGGACCUUCAGUACCCAUAAUCUAUCUCUAAACAAACCAGUCAAUAGAAAGCCACUUGUGAUUCAGGUCCACUGUUUGUCCUCGAUGUGUUUCUCAGAGAAGCUCAGUUCAGCUGGAUCGGUCAUAGAGAGUUAAACCAUGUCAAAUCCACGGUUUAGACGGUGUACGUACAUAUGAAAGUAUACUUCUUUUACAAGGAUGUAUCAUGCCUUUGUUUCAUAUGCCCGUUGAAUGCAUAUGAUGGAGGAAUUCGGAACAUGAACAAUGUAAGGAAGCUAUUGCUUUAUUUUGAAAUGCGUGGAAAUAUAUUAUUUGAUUGGUUUUCAUAUUUUCACAUUGUCUCAAAUGUACACUAUAUGUAAUACACAUGUAGAGAUAGAGGUUUCUAUUUUGAAACAGGUGGAGGCCCAUUGAACUGCAAGACACUGUUCCUCUGAAGACAAGGAGUACCUCUGGUUAGUGAAGACUAGAGUUGGUUUGAUGCCUGGUGUACUAUAGACUUGGAUAGCAGGGCACAAGGCAGUGGAGCCAGAGAUACUAGAAUUUCAGUCUUUCACCAUGGUUCUAUAUGUGAUGUUGCUGCACUAAGGGCAUGGCUGGAUGGCGUGCCUAUGGUCCAAAUCAAUGUCUAAUGAGCCACACAAUUAAAUGGGACAUUGUGUUAAUUAACCUGUAUUGGUUAAAAAUGGCAACAUUAUAUCAAGUGUUACCUACAUAACUAUAUUUUUGUUUAGAUCAAUGUAAUUGUUUUAAAUUAAGAAUUGUAUUCCUUGCUGAUGUACAAAGUUAUUUUGGCUCAUGUUUGUAAGUAACCAAUAAGAAUCAAUGUAGCAAUUCUGGUCUGAUAUAGCUGAUUUAUCUAUGUAGAACCUCAACACUCUUGCCCCUCCCAUUGCCGUGUAUUUCCAUUUUAGAACAUGUAAUACAUGAUUGAUUUGUUCAGCUCGAUUAUCAACAUUUGAGUAAAGUAAUUCCACGCAAUAAGAAAUGUUCUGCAAUACGA